CGGUGCGUCGGUCCGCCGGUCCGCCAGCCGGGUCGUCCGCGCGCCUCGGCCCUCGUCGGCGUCCCGCGGUCUGGUGCGGCCCGAGCGGCGGCCGGGGUGCUCGCCAUGGCGACGUUCAUCUCGGUCCAGCUGAAGAAGACCUCGGAGGUGGACCUGGCCAAGCCGCUGGUGAAGUUCAUCCAGCAGACGUACCCGAGCGGCGGGGAGGAGCAGGCCCAGUACUGCCGCGCGGCGGAGGAGCUCAGCAAGCUGCGCCGCGCCGCGCUCGGCCGCCCGCUGGACAAGCACGAGGGCGCUCUCGAGACGCUGCUGAGAUACUAUGAUCAAAUUUGUUCUAUUGAACCCAAAUUCCCAUUCUCUGAAAAUCAGAUCUGCUUAACAUUUACCUGGAAGGAUGCUUUUGAUAAAGGUUCACUUUUUGGAGGAUCUGUAAAAUUGGCUCUUGCAAGCUUAGGAUAUGAAAAGAGCUGUGUGUUAUUCAACUGUGCGGCCUUAGCCAGCCAGAUUGCAGCGGAACAGAACCUGGAUAAUGAUGAAGGAUUGAAAAUUGCUGCCAAGCAUUACCAGUUUGCUAGUGGUGCCUUUUUACAUAUUAAAGAGACAGUUUUAUCUGCCUUAAAUCGAGAGCCUACCGUGGACCUGUCUCCAGAUACUGUUGGGACCCUCAGUCUUAUUAUGCUGGCACAGGCCCAAGAAGUAUUUUUCUUAAAAGCCACAAGAGAUAAAAUGAAAGAUGCCAUCAUAGCCAAAUUGGCUAAUCAGGCCGCUGAUUACUUUGGUGAUGCUUUUAAACAGUGUCAGUACAAAGAUACUCUUCCCAAGUAUUUUUAUUUCCAGGAGGUGUUCCCCGUCUUGGCCGCAAAACACUGUAUCAUGCAGGCCAAUGCCGAGUACCACCAGUCUGUCCUGGCAAAACAGCAGAAGAAAUUCGGAGAGGAGAUCGCAAGGUUACAGCAUGCAGCAGAAUUGAUUAAAACAGUGGCAUCUCGCUAUGAUGAAUAUGUCAACGUGAAAGAUUUUUCUGACAAAAUCAGCCGUGCUCUCUCUGCAGCAAAGAAGGAUAAUGACUUCAUUUAUCAUGAUCGAGUCCCAGACCUUAAAGAUCUAGACCCUAUUGGCAAAGCCACACUUGUGAAAUCUACCCCAGUCAGUGUACCCAUCAGCCAGAAAUUCACUGAUUUGUUUGAGAAUAUGGUUCCUGUGUCCGUGCAGCAGUCGUUGGCUGCCUACAAUCAGAGGAAAGCCGACUUGGUUAACCGGUCAAUUGCUCAGAUGAGAGAAGCCACCACUUUGGCAAAUGGGGUGUUAGCUUCCCUUAAUCUCCCAGCAGCAAUUGAAGAUGUAUCUGGAGAUACUGUGCCUCAGUCUAUAUUGACUAAAUCCACAUCUGUGAUUGAACAGGGAGGCAUCCAGACUGUUGAUCAGUUGAUUAAAGAGCUGCCGGAACUACUACAAAGAAAUAGAGAAAUCCUAGAUGAGUCAUUAAGAUUGUUGGAUGAAGAAGAAGCGACUGACAACGAUUUAAGAGCAAAAUUCAAGGAACGCUGGCAAAGGACACCAUCUAAUGAUCUCUAUAAGCCUUUAAGAGCAGAGGGAACCAGCUUCAGGUCCGUCCUGGACAAGGCUGUGCAAGCAGACGGGCAAGUGAAGGAGCGCUACCAGUCGCACCGAAACACCAUCGCGCUUCUGUGUAAGCCGGAGCCUGAGCUCAACGCUGCCAUCCCUUCUGCCAACCCAGCGAAGACCAUGCAGGGCAGCGAGGUUGUAAAUGUCUUAAAAUCCUUACUGACUAAUCUUGAUGAAAUCAAGAAGGAAAGAGAAGGGCUGGAAAAUGACUUGAAGUCCGUGAAUUUUGACAUGACAAGCAAAUUUUUGACUGCUUUGGCUCAAGAUGGUGUGAUAAACGAGGAAGCUCUUUCUGUCACCGAGCUGGAUCGGGCCUACGGAGGUCUCACAGCGAAAGUCCAAGAAUCUCUGAAGCAACAGGAAGAACUUCUUAAAAAUAUUCAGGUCUCACACCAGGAAUUUUCAAAAAUGAAGCAAUCUAAUAAUGAAGCCAACUUAAGAGAAGAAGUUUUGAAGAAUUUAGCUACUGCAUAUGACAACUUUGUUGAACUUGUAGCUAAUUUGAAGGAGGGCACAAAGUUUUACAAUGAGCUGACGGAAAUCCUGGUCAGGUUCCAGACCAAAUGCAGUGAUAUAGUGUUUGCACGGAAGACAGAAAGAGAUGAACUCUUAAAGGAUUUGCAACAGAGCAUCGCCAGGGAACCCAGUGCCCCCUCAAUCCCGACACCUGCAUAUCAGUCCUCCCCGGCGGGGGGCCAGGCUCCGGCUCCAGCGCCGCCGACGCCCGCGCCCAGGACCAUCCCGCCCGCCAAGCCCCAGCCCCCGGCCCGGCCUCCGCCCCCUGUGCUCCCGGCAAACCGAGCUCCUCCUGCCACCGCGCCAGCCUCGGUGGGGACGGCCCCUGCUCCGCAGGCACCGCCGCACGCCCCGGCAGGGACGGCCCCCGCUCCGCAGGCCCAGGGCCCCCCGUACCCAACCUACCCAGGGUACCCCGGGUAUUGCCAAAUGCCCAUGCCCAUGGGCUACAACCCGUACGCCUAUGGUCAGUACAGUAUGCCGUACCCGCCGGUGUAUCACCAGAGCCCCGGACAGGCUCCGUACCCGGGGCCCCAGCAGCCAUCAUACCCCUUCCCUCAGCCCCCGCAGCAGACUUACUACCCGCAGCAGUAACACGCCAGCCCGGCAGGUCGACUGGCUCAGUUCAAGGGGAAGGAAACGGCAGCCCUGCAGUAAGUGCACUAAAGUCCGUGCUCUGGUCACAGCCACGCGCCCUGGUGUGCGGAGCACAGUGUACAGCAUCUGUCUGUGGCUGCGAGCUGAAGCUGUGCCCAGUCCCCCGUCUGACUGCACGCUCAGAGGUGCUGCUGUCGCAGUGUAAACACUAUAAUAGGUAUAAUAGGAUUUGAGAUAAAUUACAUUUCAGUUCAUCAGAGUUGAAAAAUGAGAAAUUAAACCCACAAGUGAAACGUUUGAAAUGAUUAUACUUCUGUCUACAUGAGACCUCUGGUCGGGACGUCAGAUACUUACAGUGAGGGUUCAAGUGCUGAUAUGCAAGGAAACUACGUUCUCUUUCUCUUUUGGUUUAUCAGUUUGGUUUAAUUUCCAUUAUACUAUUUUGCAUAAUCAAAGCAUUGUAAAUCUUAUAAUUUAAAAAUAAAUUACUUAAGAACAGU
Molecule: messenger RNA, 3239 nt
Organism: Hyaena hyaena (striped hyena)
Lineage: Eukaryota; Metazoa; Chordata; Mammalia; Carnivora; Hyaenidae
Gene: PDCD6IP
Product: programmed cell death 6 interacting protein
Exons: 18
Coding region: 106-2736 (876 amino acids)
Biological process (GO): mitotic cytokinesis
Cellular component (GO): endosome
Molecular function (GO): protein binding
Source: RefSeq, a predicted model, not a curated record